Messenger RNA from Dioscorea cayenensis subsp. rotundata (Guinea yam), 1859 nucleotides. Its product is annotated as probable polyamine oxidase 5. The transcript has a single exon. The coding region runs from base 241 to 1725 and encodes 494 amino acids. Gene Ontology annotation, molecular function: polyamine oxidase activity. The record is from RefSeq and is a predicted model, not a curated record. NCBI's taxonomy places the organism in Eukaryota, Viridiplantae, Streptophyta, Magnoliopsida, Dioscoreales, Dioscoreaceae.
AAAUAUCAUAUAAAAUGAAGUGUAAAUAAAUAAAUAAAUAAAUAAAUAAAAGGCACUAGCUUGAAGGAGAGAGAGAAGAGAAAAGGAGAGGCUCGUCCUUAUUCAAAAUAAGUAAUUCCAACAUCUCAGCGCUUAUUAUUAGAACACCUCCCUCUCCUUCUUCAUCUCAUCUCUCUUUCUCUCUUUGCUGCUGCUACUGCUACUAUUACUCCUUUUAUCAGCAUCAUCAUCGUCAUCGUCAUGGUCGCCAAGAAAUCUAGGGUUCUCAUCGUCGGCGCUGGCAUGGCGGGACUCACCACAGCCCACCGCCUCUACACCACCGCCCCUGACCUCUUCGACCUCACUAUCGUAGACGCCAACCACCGGAUCGGAGGUCGGAUUUUCACCUCUGAGUUUGCCGGUGACCGCGUUGAGAUGGGUGCUACUUGGAUCCACGGCAUUGGUGGUAGUCCCGUCUACGACAUCGCCUGCAAGAUCCACGCCCUUGACGACCCUAAGCCAUGGGAGCGCAUGGAUGGCUACCCAGAUGAUGCUGUCACCGUUGGUGAAGGCGGCGUCGUGCUUGACCCAGCGAUGGUGAGCUCCAUCUCCACUCUUUAUCGAACCCUUAUGGACACCGCUAAGGACGGAGGGCUUCCCGCCUCUGCCGGACCCAGCGUGGGAUCCUUUCUCCGGCGAGGGCUCCAAGCGUACCGUGGUUCCAAUCGCGGAGACGUCGCAGCGGAAGCGGUGGAGGACGCGGUGUUCGCGAUGAACGAGAACACAGAACGGACCUACACGUCGGCGGAUGACCUCGAGAAGCUGAACCUCGCGGCGGAGAGUGAGUACCGUGAGUUCCCCGGCGAGCAGAUCACGAUCGCUAAAGGGUACUCUCGGGUGAUCGAGCACCUGGCAUCGGUGUUGCCGGCGGGGACGAUCCGGCUGGGGAGAAAGGUGGAGAGGAUCGAGUGGUCACCGGACGGCGGGGGGACGACGGCGGAGCAGCCGGUGAAGGUGGUGCUUGAGGAUGGGUCGGAGAUGGCGGUGGAUCACGUGGUGGUGACGGUAUCGCUUGGGGUUUUGAAAGCGAAAGGAGGGAUGGAGUUCAAUCCCAGCCUUCCGUUGUUCAAAAGGGAGGCGAUCGGACGGCUGGGGUUUGGCGUGGUGAACAAGUUGUUCGUAGAGGUAGAGGAAGGGGAAGUGAUGCCGUCGAUGGAGAUGGCGUUUGAGAAGGAGAAGAAGAAGAAGAAGGAGGAGGAUGAAGAAGGGGGGAUGAGACACGUGGCGAAGAUCCCAUGGUGGAUGAGACGGACGGCGUCGAUUUGUCCGAUUUACAACGGGUCGAGAGUGGGGUUGGCGUGGUUUGCAGGGAAGGAAGCGAUGGAGCUGGAGAAGCUCAGUGAUGAAGAGAUAAAAAGUGGGGUCCAGGACACGUUGGAUGGGUUUAAAAUGGACCGGCGGAGCAGUGUAAUCGAGAGGGUGAAGAGGAGUGGGUGGGGAAGUGAUCCUUUGUUUAGGGGUUCAUAUAGCUACGUGACCGUUGGAUCAAGUGGGGAUGAUCUGGAUUUGAUGGCGGAGCCGGUGCCGGUGAACGGCGGAGGUGAAGCCACGGGGAGAGUGGGACCGGCGUUGCAGAUAUUGUUUGCUGGGGAGGCCACACAUAGAACACACUACUCAACCACACAUGGAGCGUACUUUAGUGGGAUCAGAGAGGCUAAUAGAUUGAUCCAGCGUUACAGUAACUAGUGACUAGUGAGAGACAAAGACAAAUGAGAUGAUGGAGACUGCUGCUGCUGUUUCAUGAUAAUGUGAUAAAAUGGGGGUGAUUGUGCAUGCAAAACGAGGUUUUUAUUAUUGAUUUCCUUUUUCUUUUUUUAGAA